CGAGUGUACCCACUCAUUAGCAGGGGAAGCAGCAUAAAAACGUCCUCGUCCACUCACUUAAAUGCACAUUUGGCUGCCUAAUUAUCAAAGUUGUCAACGCAUUGCCUCACACACACAAGCACACACACAGCAGCAGCAACAGCUAAGCCAAGCCAACAACAACAACAACGACUACAAGGAAAUGGCGCAUAAAAACGUGACCAACAAUGGAGCACUGAGGGUCGCACUCAUCUAUCGCAUAGACAGCCCAUCGCUUCACACAUCUCAUCUCAGUGCAUCUCAUCUAACCAUCGUUGUCGUUGUGUUGUGUUGGUGUAAGUAGCAUACAUGUGAUUCUACAUUAGUGUGGGUGUGCAACGGGCGUGUGAGGCGAGGCGACAGCUUCAAGUGUCAUUGACGAACUCCUGCAAAUACACAAGAUGACAUAAUAAGGUGUUAAUGACCAGAGUUCAAAAUAAUCCGCUAGUAAAAUCUGAUAAUAUGAUGACAUAAAUCAUAUAAGCCACAUUUCUGGAGCACUACAACCGAAAAGACAUACUGAAAGAUAGAGAAUAGCAUGCAAUUAAUCGUAAAAGGAGUGCCUCACCAUGGAUAAGAAAUUAAAAACCAAAUCUAAAACGAAAAGCCUCAAGCCAAAUAAAGAGUCAAGCACGAAACUGGAUGUUGAUCUAUGGGAGCAAAAUGAGGAUCGUUUCACAAUCUGCGAAUUUAUGCCGGAUCGUCAAGCAAAUAAAUCGCCGCAAAACAUCAAAGCUGCAGCAACAUCUGGAGCUGUCGUGUGUCCUGGUAAUGCAGAGGCCUUAUCGUUGACUGCAUCAGGAUCAGGCAAAGAGGCACCAGUGCCACAGCUAAGCACCACACCCACAGCCAUAAGCAUUGCUGGUUGUGCCUCGGGCACAGCGUUAGUUACUCUCGAUCCAGAUGCCGCAACUAUUGAAGCAACCGAGCCGGAACGAGGCAACUGGACGGGUCGCUUUGAUUUUCUUCUAUCGCUGCUGGGGUACUCAGUGGGCUUGGGCAACGUUUGGCGCUUUCCGUACCUCUGUUACAAUAAUGGAGGCGGUGCCUUUCUUAUACCCUUCACUAUUAUGCUAAUUAUAGCUGGCCUGCCGUUGAUGUUUAUGGAACUUUCGUUUGGUCAGUAUGCUGCACUCGGUCCAGUUGCCAUCUAUCGUCGCUUCUGUCCAUUAUUCCGUGGACUAGGCACUGGAAUGGUUAUCGUUUCCGCCAUUGUUAUGCUGUACUAUAAUUUAAUUAUUGCCUGGACCAUAUUCUAUAUGUUUGCCUCGUUUCGAACUCAGUUGCCCUGGCAGAAUUGUGAGCCCGAGUGGAGCACUGUGCAUUGCUUCUCCUACGUAAUGGCGGAUCAGUGCGAAGCUUCCAAUGGCACCUACUACCUUCGAAAAUGUUACAAUUCCACAGCCGCCGAGGAGCACAAUAUUACCGAGAAAGCAUUGCAUGCCCUCAAGCGACCUCCCGCCGAGGAAUAUUUCAACAACUUUGUGCUUGGUCUAUCAUCGGGGAUUGAAGAGACGGGCAGCAUUAAAUUUUCAUUGGCUGCUUGUCUAUUGAUUGCCUGGGUCAUAGUGUUUCUCUGCCUCUGCAAGGGUGUGCAAUCAUCAGGCAAGGUUGUUUACUUUACGGCGCUGUUCCCCUAUCUGGUACUGGUGAUUCUCUUCUUUCGGGGCGUGACAUUGCCCGGUGCAAACACAGGCAUACUGUUCUAUCUCACGCCAGACUGGAAGCAACUGGCCAAUGCUCAGGUUUGGGGAGAUGCAGCUGUGCAGAUCUUCUUUGCGCUAAGCCCUGCUUGGGGUGGUCUCAUUACACUCUCAUCGUACAAUAAGUUCUCCAAUAAUUGCUAUAAAGAUUCACUCAUCGUGGCGUUUUGUAACAUUGCCACCUCAUUUUUUGCGGGGCUGGUGAUAUUUUCCAUCAUUGGUUUUCUGGCUCAUGAGCUUGACGUGGAGGUGAAAAAGGUUGUAGAUCAAGGCGCUGGUCUGGCAUUCAUUGUCUAUCCAGAGGUCGUCACUCGUCUGCCCAUCUCGCCUGUCUGGUCGGUGUUGUUUUUCGUCAUGCUGCUCACCUUGGGAUUGGACUCACAGUUUGCGCUAAUGGAGACCGUAACUACUGCCAUAUUGGACAAAUUCCCUAAUCUACGACAAUACAAAACUUGGGUUGUACUAUUUGUUGGUAUAUUUGGCUAUGUCGGCGGCUUGGGAUUCACCACGAAUAGCGGAAUGUACUGGCUGCAACUAAUGGAUAAAUAUGCCGCCAAUUGGUCUGUGCUGUUGAUUGCCAUUUCGGAAUGUGUGCUGAUCGCCUGGAUCUAUGGCUCGCAGCGCUUUCUCAACGAUAUACAGGGCAUGAUUGGCAAGCGAUCGCGUUUAUGGAACUUCUUUUGGGGUGUCAUGUGGCGAUACAUAACACCAGCCACACUUCUGUUUAUUCUAUUCUUCAACUGGGUGGAAUACAAGCCUGCGCAGUAUGGACAUUAUGUGUACCCGCUGUGGGCAGAUACUGUUGGCUGGAUUAUUGGUUUAUUGCCAGUGUUCAUCAUAUUUGUGGUGGGUGUGCAGCAGAUCUGCAAAGCGCCAAAGCAUCUGAAUUUCAGGGAUCGCCUCAAGCACUUGUUGCGACCAACCGCCGAAUGGGGACCCGCUGGCAGACCCUGUGUCAAUUUGCAUGCCGAACGCUAUCAGAGCCAGAACUAUGAUCGAGUGACAAACACUCAAAUUUUAAUCAGCGGAGCUCCGUUGGAGGUGACACCAUACGAGGAUGCGAGCAAUGGCAAUGGCAACGACAACGGCAAUGCGAAUGCCACAAAUGGCACCGACAAUGGCUGUCGUGAUGUUGGGAUGCAACUCUGAG
Drosophila sulfurigaster albostrigata is the source of this 2871-nucleotide messenger RNA. RefSeq names its product sodium- and chloride-dependent glycine transporter 1 (gene GlyT). The record is from RefSeq and is a predicted model, not a curated record. Gene Ontology annotation, biological process: sodium ion transmembrane transport. NCBI's taxonomy places the organism in Eukaryota, Metazoa, Arthropoda, Insecta, Diptera, Drosophilidae. Gene Ontology annotation, cellular component: membrane.